GAGCCUCCCUUUUGCUUCUCACUUCGUUUGCAUCCAGUCCCAGACAGUUGCCUUUGGGGAUAAGAACAGAAAAUUAGGCUAUCGCCGGGAGACUUUAUUUCCUGGGUCAACUUUGCAUUUGGACUACUUCCUGAAGCAAGGGCCGCUGAUUUUUUAGACCGAUAGACGAAGAUUCUUUUCGACAAAAUGCUGCUUUUGCUCCUGGGAAUCAUCGUGCUUCAUGUAGCAGUGCUGGUACUCCUUUUCAUCUCCACUAUUGUUAGUCAAUGGAUCAUAGGACCUGGGCAUGCAACUGAUCUCUGGCAGAAUUGUACCGUUCAGUCUUCAGGCAAUGUCCAGCACUGUUUCUCAUCCUCUACGAAUGAAUGGCUGCAAUCUGUUCAAGCCACCAUGAUUCUUUCCAUUAUAUUCAGCGUCCUUUCCUUGUUCCUGUUCUUCUGCCAGCUUUUUACUCUCACCAAGGGUGGCCGAUUUUAUAUCACUGGAAUCUUCCAGAUCCUCUCCGGCCUGUGUGUAAUGAGUGCAGCGGCAAUCUACACAGUGAAACACAUGGAGUGGCAGCACAACAUGGAUUAUGCCUUUGGCUUUGCUUACAUCCUGGCCUGGGUGGCUCUUCCUUUGGCUCUCACCAGUGGAGUCAUCUAUAUCAUCUUGCGAAAACGCGAAUAACUCCUCCACUUCCCCACCCAAGUUGCCUGUAGGAACUUCUGGAUAUCCCUGUGAAAGGGAAAAGGAAGACAAUGAAACACAAAAAGAAAUAACCAAAAAAUUCAAACCAAACCACAAAAAUGGAGGGAGGUUACUGUGUUGAUAUGUAUAUAAUAUCUAUGGUUUUUUUUUUUUUUUAAAAAAAAAAAAACCUAUUUAUAACACUUUCUACAUGUAUAUAUAUAGCAUUGUUUGCUUUUGUCUUGAUGGUAUGCCUUGAGCUAAACCCUAAAGAAGUGCCUAAGAAAGUUGAAAUACUAACAGUAUAAUCAAAGUUCAAUAUUUUCUUUUAGUUUUUCCUUGAAAUCAAAUGAUAACUUGAUAUUUUUCCUUCCACCUUCUACUCCAUCCCUUGCCACCCUCACCUAAAGUUGAAUGCAUCCCACAUAUCUGUACCACUUUCACUCAUUUAGAAAAUAAUUUAUGCCUAUCUAAUCCCAAAUGGGCAAAAACCAGAAGCCUCUUUAAGCUGUAUGAAUUAAACAAAAAUGUUUAAAUUUCCAGGGGCUAGUUCUCCCUUGAAAAAUAGAAUCCAUGCAGAAAGACAGCUAGCAGUUUUGAAGUAUUUCUCCCUUUCAUGUAGGUAAAUCAGUGACAGCCAAAUGAGCUAAGCCAUGUUUAUAAAAUGGUGCUAUGUAUUUGCCAUUCCUUAUAUUGCUAGACAUUUAAUCUACUCACUGGAAAACUCAGUUAACAAUUUUACAAGAUAAGGUAAAUGGAGAAUUGAAUAAUUCUGUGUCUACAACUGCUUUUGUACUUGGGCUGCUAUUAUUUCUUUCUUCUUUUAUUUUUUAAUAAAACCAUCAUACUCCUUCCUUUUUUUUUCUUAUGACAAGCCUCUAGAUUCUCCGGGGCCAUGAACACUCAGGGCUCAUUUGGGUGCAGCCUCUUUUCUUUGCUUCAAAGGAAUGUCUGGCAAUGACUUGUAUUGGCAAACAACUGUAGAUGUGUAUGCAGUGCCUUCUGGAUGCUCAGACUCCAAAACUUUUUUGCCUUUCUGAUUUUAUACAAUUUUGUUGACUAAAAUGCAUUGAAAUAAACAUCAGAAUAACUCA
This is a messenger RNA of Antechinus flavipes (yellow-footed antechinus), 1763 nucleotides long. It is a transcript of the gene PMP22, whose product is annotated as peripheral myelin protein 22. The coding region runs from base 187 to 669 and encodes 160 amino acids. Gene Ontology annotation, cellular component: plasma membrane. The record is from RefSeq and is a predicted model, not a curated record. The transcript is spliced from 5 exons. NCBI's taxonomy places the organism in Eukaryota, Metazoa, Chordata, Mammalia, Dasyuromorphia, Dasyuridae.